AACAAUGAAUCUGUUGCAUGCACCAAAUAAAUGUUUUUGAGCUAAUUUCCUUAUGGGUUUCAAGAUCAGUUGCUUUAUUUGUUAAUAAUUUUACAUAUCAUAUGUAGAGCCUAAAAUAGAUAAAUCAAAUAUGGGUGAGAAGUUCUAGGAUGCACCAACAACAAUAGUUCACAAAUUCUCAAACAGAGCAAAUGGCAAAACCCAGAAAGCUAUUGUUCAGUUUCAGCUCUAUACUAAUGGCUUCCUUAUUUGCUCUCUCUGCGUCUCUUCAAUUCAAUGACCCAGAUUGGUAUUUUUGGAUUCCUCUGUAUGCCUCUGCUUGUGCUGUGAAUCUAGUCAACGGGGUGUCGGAAUAUAAGAUAAUGAGACCAAUUGCAAGAUUUGCACAAUGGUUUGGGUUUUUCUUGCUAAUCAAAGUUCUAAUUGAAGAUUUUGUGGAAGGCAUAGAUGGGUUUUGGUCAUUAGAUAUGAGGGAGAGAGUUGUUAGAGAGAAAUUUGGAAGUGGGCUUGUUAUCAUCUCCAUGUUUCUACACUUUCAAGCUCUAUCAUCAUCAUCAUCAUCAUCAUCAGUCAAAGGCAAAACCACAGAAAAGAAUGAAGUGAAAGUUCCAAACUAUGUCCAAUAUGGAACGGCAGUCUUGGUGGCCAUCAGUUACGGGCUCUCUUUUGCUUUCUUUAUUUUCCAGAAGAGAGAAAUGAAGUUCUGAGUGAACAAGAGUCAAGAAGGUCUUCUUCUAGUUCUAUCAAUCAAUAGAAUGAAUAGAAGACACAAGAGACUAAGCCCUGCAGUCUUCCUGUAUAAUAUGUUUUGGACAAAACUUUUCAUGAUAAGAUGUUUUCAAAAUAUGGCCUGUGAAAUCAAUAGAUUCUCUCAUUCAGCAA
Messenger RNA from Camellia sinensis, 882 nucleotides. Its product is annotated as transmembrane family 220 helix protein. The record is from RefSeq and is a predicted model, not a curated record. NCBI's taxonomy places the organism in Eukaryota, Viridiplantae, Streptophyta, Magnoliopsida, Ericales, Theaceae.